Messenger RNA from Leucoraja erinaceus (little skate), 4068 nucleotides. RefSeq names its product septin-7-like. Gene Ontology annotation, biological process: cilium assembly; cytoskeleton-dependent cytokinesis. The coding region runs from base 211 to 1503 and encodes 430 amino acids. The transcript has 13 exons. Lineage: Eukaryota; Metazoa; Chordata; Chondrichthyes; Rajiformes; Rajidae. Gene Ontology annotation, molecular function: molecular adaptor activity; GTPase activity; GTP binding. Gene Ontology annotation, cellular component: cell division site; septin complex; microtubule cytoskeleton. The record is from RefSeq and is a predicted model, not a curated record.
ACUGGCAGGGUGGACGCGCAGGCGGGUGUUUAGUUUUGUGCUUUGGUUUUGGGAACGCGAGACAUCAGCUGGCGCGGGGGCGCGCCGGGUGUGGUGUAGGCGGCGGAGCGCGCGCACGAGCAGGAUCCCGAGCCCCGGAGACAGAGGCCGCGCCGGCUGCAGCCAAUCCGUCUGUCGUCGCAGCUCCGGGCCCCAUCACUUCCACCGGUCAUGAUUGAGCGACCGGAGACGGCCGUCUGCGGCCUGCCGUAUGCCCGUUCCUUGGAAGGAUAUGUGGGAUUCGCAAACCUCCCAAACCAGGUGUACAGGAAGUCAGUGAAACGAGGUUUUGAGUUCACGCUGAUGGUUGUGGGUGAAUCAGGCCUUGGCAAAUCAACAUUAAUCAAUUCACUCUUCCUGUCAGACCUGUACUCCAAGGAAUAUCCUGGUCCGUCACUUAGGAUCAAGAAAACUGUACAGGUUGAACACGCAAAGGUUCAAAUUAAAGAAGGAGGAGUACAGCUUACACUGACUAUUGUCGAUACCCCAGGAUUUGGAGAUGCGGUGGACAACAGUAAUUGUUGGCAGCCAGUUGUAAAUUAUAUCGACAGCAGAUUUGAGGAAUUCCUGAACUCUGAGUCACGAGUGAACCGGCGACAGAUAGCAGAUACGCGAGUGCACUGCUGCCUGUACUUUAUUGCACCCUCAGGACACGGGCUGAAGCCUCUGGAUAUUGAAUUUAUGAAGCGUUUACAUGAGAAAGUGAACAUCAUUCCACUUAUUGCUAAAGCGGACACCCUCACAACUGAGGAGUGCUACCAGUUCAAGAAACAGAUUAUGAAGGAAAUCAAAGAACAGAAGAUUAAGAUUUAUGAAUUCCCAAAUACAGAAGAUGAAGAUGAUAAUAAAUUGGUGAAGAAAUUUAAGGAUUGUGUACCCCUGGCAGUUGUUGGAAGCAACCUUGUCUUUGAGGUCAGUGGGAAAAAGGUCAGAGGUCGGCAGUAUCCAUGGGGAGUGGCGGAAGUUGAAAAUGGAGACCAUUGUGAUUUCUCCAUUUUGCGCAACAUGCUGAUCAGGACACAUAUGCAGGAUCUGAAGGAGAUUACCAACAAUAUCCACUACGAAAACUAUCGAAGUCGAAAGCUGGCAGCUGUGACGGGCAAUGGAGUUGACGCCAGUAAGACGAAAGGCCGCCUCACCAGGAGCCCUCUCGCUGAGAUGGAGGAAGAGCGUCGAGAGCAUGUGGCGAAGAUGAAGAAAAUGGAGACUGAGAUGGAACAAGUGUUUGAGAUGAAGGUCAAGGAGAAGAAACAGAAAUUGAAGGACUCUGAGAAUGAACUGCAGCGCCGACAUGAACAGAUGAAGAAAAACCUGGAGGCUCAAUACAAGGAGUUGGAGGAGAAGAGGAAGCAGUUUGAGGAAGAGAAAGUAGCAUGGGAGGCAGAGCAACGCUUGUUGGAACAGCAGAAACUGGAUGCUUCAAAAACAAUGGAAAAGAACAAGAAGAAAGGGAAGAUCUUCUGAAGAGGUUUAUUAUUAGUGCAAAUGUUUUAAGGCUCAUUCCUUUGGCCAUACUGCAACGGAGAGACAUUGCUUAAAUCUGAUCAGACAAUUACUUAGCUCCCUGCAAGCCCAGGGCUAGUGAAAAAAACAGUAAAUUCUUCAUAUGUUCCUGGCACUGAGCUCCUUUACAGUGGGCCUCUUGUCUUGUCUUAAUAUCCCAUGAAUCACAAGCUGUGUGGUAAUGAUGACAUUUGGUACCUGCUGCUCAUGCUGCAUGCUCCUCACACUUUCCCCCCCAUGUGAGAGUAAAACUCAGCUCCACAUUCUGUCUGCUUGGUGUGUGAUUGCCACCUAGUGGCAGAUUCUUCAUAUGCUGCCACACACUCAUCCAACACAAGGAUCACAGUGUGGCCCCAUCCAGUUUGGCCAUCGUAUCCUCCUCUAGUAUUAAUUUCUUGAGCAAGUUGUGCAAUUCCAGUGCUGGUAAUUGUGGUUUGCAAAAGGUCAGCAGUCUCAUUGGUUCACACUGGGCCAUAGAAACAGAUCACUGAAGUGCUGAUUUUAAUCAUUCAACGCAAAACAAAAUGAACAAUUUUUGUUUCAUAAUUGAAGUGAGGUUAUGUUUAAUGAGUGGUUCGAAUAUAGUGAGUCUCGUGCGAUAACAAUCAUUAUAAAUGGGCAGGACAGAAACAUAUUGAUUCUCUAUUUGUAUUGGUAUUUCACCAGCUCAAAUGCCCCAUGGAUUCAUGAUUGGUUGGUCAUGAAUGGGCCACCUGGUUGCCAGUCAUGUGCAAUGAUUCACUGUAUUUGGAGUAACUGGUUUUCUGAAUGGGGGCAAGAGCUUCUGUGUGGGGAGACAUCUUGUCCUCCAGUCAAGUAAACCGAUGCAGUGGCAGACUGCCCUUCAUUUCAGUUCAUACAAUGACGCAGCGGUAGAAUUACUGUCUUAGAGUCAGAGACCUGGGUUUGAUCCUGACCAAGGGUGCUGCCUGUACACAGUUUGUACAUUCUUCCUGGGACUGUGGUUUUCGCAGUGUGUUCUGGUUUCCUCCCACAUUCCAAAGUAGUGCAGGUUUGUAGGUUAAUUGGCUUCUGUAAAUUGCCCCUAGUAUGUUGAAUGCAAAACUGGGAUAUCAUAGAACUUGUGUGAAUGGGUCAGCAUGGAUUUGGUGGGACGAAGGACCUGUUUCUACACACUAUCUCUAAACUUAACAGCUGCAGAGUCCAUGGUGACACUUCACAUAAUUUCACAUCCAGCCCAGGAGGGGAGUCAGAAGAAAAUUGUAUGUUUUAUCCAGUCUGGUGGCUACAUUUCUUGAAUCGACUGACUGGUGGAACGUGUCGUGUAAGUAAUGUAGAAAAGUGCUGGGGGAUCUCGACAGGUCAGCAGCAUCUGUGGAGGAAAUGGACAACCAACGUUUUAGGUUGGGUCCCUGCAUCAGAGUCUGAAGAGCCAAAACAUUGUCCAUUCCCUUCCUGAAUGCUGCCUGACCUGCAAAGUCCUUCCAGCAUUUUGUGUUUUGUUCAAGAUUCCAACAUCUGCAGUUUCUUGAGUCUCAAAUAUGGUAUAGGUUUGCUGUGCUACUCUGUUACUUGUAAAUCCCGGGCAACCCCAUUUGUUCAUAUGCUUCCUGUGGCAGCGUCCGUUGAGAAGCUGCAUUGUUCCCUUCUUCCCACAGGUGCUUGUGUCUCCUGCUUAUUUUCUUUGCUAGUUUUGCAUGGGGAAACAAGCAAAGUGCUUUUAGAUCACUGCAGAUACAUUUGUAAAAUUGGUGUUGUAAGACAUUACUCUGCUUCAGCUCCAGGGUGGAUCCCAAACCAUGAAUGACACAACAGCCAGAAGGUUGGUAUUGUAUUUCUCCCCAGCUGAUCCAUCUUCUUUGCAUAUGAAAGAUCAGACGUUUCAGCCUUGUGUCCAAACCUCUCACUGCUUUGUGGCCACUUCUUUCUUCUGUACUGAUGACUCUGUACUAGGUCGUGUACCCACAUUCUCCAUCGUCUUCCUCCUAUUUUUUUUUUGUCUAAUCUUACCCCUUCGCUCUUUCUCAAUACUGGGUGUCUCCCUGUCACUGUCAAGGCCUUUGAGUGCUGGGAUGGGAUUUUUAACCCUUCUGCUUUUUCACAUGUGCUCUGCAUUGGGGCGUCUUUGCUUUUCUAUGUUGGGAGGGGUCCCUUCCUCUCAGCCUCCCCCAUCCUAUAUUCUCUACUUGCUGUCCUGUCACCCAGUGUCCUCACCAAAUCCCUCUCGUGGAAAUGGCUUUCUUUAUCUGCACUGUGGUGUCUCAAUGUUAGCUCUGAGUGGUGAGCACUCCCUUAUUGCCUUGCCCUACCCUAUGUUGUAUCAGUGGCCCUGUGCAUUUUCUGCCAAUAAUUUGGUUCGCUGUGAUAAACUUCCAUCAGCCAUGGUGUAAGAGGAGGAGGAGCAACGACACUUCAGGGAGAGGAACUUGGAGCUGUCUCAUUGAAUUGAAAUGUUAUCCUUGGUGGUUUUUUUUAAAGAAAUAAGCUUUACUUGUUGUUUUAUAAUCUUCACUGCCACUUAGUAUACAUAUUGAAAUAAACAGAUAAUCUCUCCAGUUCAAGCAU